AUGGCCGCAGUUAUAGUUUCAGUGCCGCGCUCAAAUGGAGUCAUUGCCGGUUGUUUUUGUCGCACAAUUCAUCAAAAUCGACUCGUUUAUGAGACGCCCGAUGCCAGCUCCGCUGCUCAGCUUGCAUCCAAACUGGUCGCCGCGGGUUUUUCGGGCGUCGCUCUAGCUGGUCCACAGGUGGAAGACGUAUUUCUCCAGACUGCGGGCGAUCCUGCUCUGGAUGACCUGCCUGACUCGAGACUCGUGGUUCUCGGAAGAUUUUGGUGGCCCUACGUUUUUGUUCUGGUCCUUCUAAUCGCCAUUACCCCAGCUUUGUCGCCAAUUCUGCAGAACUACAAGGCGACUACAUGUGCAGAUGCUGUGUAUACUCUAGGCCCUGCCGAGACUUUAUCUUUGAAUUACUGGGGACAUAAGCAGCCUAGUGAAAUGAAGAUGUAUCAACCUGGCUUGCUCCUAGGUGGGCUCUCUUGGUUGGAUGAGUCUCUCUACCACUUGCUAAACAGCAGUGCUUUUGCCAUGCAUCACUCCAACACGUCUCAAUAUAACGGAUGGGCCCAUACGGUCGAGACUCUAGACGAGCUCAUGAAGUGUUUGGAAACCAGCCAAUCGAUAAUGGAACAAGGCGGCAUAUUCAUGAAAUCUUACACUGUACUACCAAUAAUUGGCAGUAAUGUUGAACAGGGUAUCAUCGGUGGCUUGAAGAUGCUCAAUCUGUACAGUCAAAUUCGCAGUGAUACUAAUAUCACUGCUUCUUACGGGCUCCUUGGAAAGCCACGGGUUCAAUCGGCGAACAUUGGACUGGCCUACACUGCUUUCUUUGUGUUGAUUCAGGCAGUUUAUCCGGCCGCCUUUUCUUUGUAUCCUUCACUCGAGAAGAAAACGUUGGCUCGAGCAGUUGGAUAUGCUAAUGGAGUGCAAAGAGCCCCUCUGUGGGUCCCCUACGCCCUGUUCGACUUCAAUUUUGUCGUCGUCACAUCCGUCGCCGUCAUAAUCAGCUUGAUAUUCAUCUUCCGAAAAUCGACUCUAAUCAAGUUGACUCAAGGAGAUCUGGCAUCGGAUCCCGGGAACAGCUAUAUUCGUGGUGAGGACGUGAAGCCAGUGUCUGCAAAAAAUCACAUGGGAGAAACCAAGGGAGUUGAGAAUGCCCAGGGCAAUACAAAUGUAAUUAUGGAUAAGCUGGGGUUGGCUAGGGUAUGCCGAUCAACCAGCUGUGAAGUUUCAGGGGGCAACAAGCGGAAGCUGAGCUUGACUAUAGCUGUAAUGAGUGCGCCUCCAGUUCUAGUUUUAGACGAGUCCACUUCGGCGGCCAUGGAUGCGCUGUGUAAGCGAGCGUUCUAG
Messenger RNA from Colletotrichum truncatum, 1338 nucleotides. RefSeq names its product nod factor export ATP-binding protein I. Gene Ontology annotation, biological process: lipid transport; transmembrane transport. Gene Ontology annotation, molecular function: lipid carrier activity; ABC-type transporter activity. The record is from RefSeq and is a predicted model, not a curated record. Lineage: Eukaryota; Fungi; Ascomycota; Sordariomycetes; Glomerellales; Glomerellaceae. Gene Ontology annotation, cellular component: membrane; intracellular membrane-bounded organelle.